Coccomyxa subellipsoidea C-169 is the source of this 828-nucleotide messenger RNA. RefSeq lists its product as hypothetical. The record is from RefSeq and is a predicted model, not a curated record. Bases 1 to 828 code for a protein of 275 amino acids. NCBI's taxonomy places the organism in Eukaryota, Viridiplantae, Chlorophyta, Trebouxiophyceae, Coccomyxaceae. The transcript is spliced from 5 exons.
AUGAUCCGAGAUACAGAAGGAAUAAUUCUGGCAGAGGCAGCGCUUCAGGUGGCAGCAGAGGACGAUGCGAUAGUCUCGCACUCGUCGGUGCAGCUGCCUGUCCAGUCCUUUCUGAACCGGAUCUCCCGGCUGGCAAACGCCGUGAAUACCGCCUACCUCAGACCAAUGCCGGCAGGCUCAUCCCCAGACGAUGCGCUGAAGUUGAUACAUAGGUUCCUGUUCGAGGAGCAGCGCUUUGGCCUGCCGGCAUUUGGCCGCUCCAAUAUUGCUAGCGGCCAAGUGAUGGACAAUCCGGGAGUGCAUGAGAACGCCAAGUACGCGUACCUGCACGAGCUGCUGGUGAGCAGGAAGGGAACGCCUGCCGUGCUGGCCAUCCUGCUGGAGGAGGUCUGCCAGCGGCUGCUGUCCCAGGGCGCCAUCGACUUUGCCGUGCGAGUCGACUGCACCUCCCUUGACCGGUCUGGCCCCUCUAUUUUCUCAAAGCUGCCGCAGGCCGAGGUGAUCCCGGGGCUGAAUCGGGCGAUGGUGACGCGCGCGGACGGCAGCAUGCUCAACACGUGCUCAUCCGACGUGCUGGUGGAAGUUCUGCGCUUCCUCAAGCGCGCCUACUGGCCCUUCCCCUGGCAGUCCACCCCCGACAACGCCACCGGUGGAUUCACCAGCGCCGCCACGAUUUGGCUGGAUGGCGAGGACCGCGCGGAGCUGCAGGCAAUUGCCCGGACGGCCAAGCACCGCCUUGAGCGGGGAAUUUGGACCAGUCCCGGCGGUGGUGCGGCCCAACACUCUGUAGCCUCACUACUCCAGGAACUACCCGUAGGUGCAUUGUAA